CCAUGUCGAAGGGCAACAAGACCAUCUCCCUAGACCACAUCAAGGACUGCAGAUGCCAUGUUCCCCAUACGUUGCUGGAGAAUCCGUCGCCGGGGGUGAUGGGGAUGAUGGGGGUGAUGGGGGUGAUGGGGGUGAUGGGGGUGAUGGGGGUGAUGGGAACGACGACGACGGAGGGUCGGCGCGGGAGUCCGGCUUCAAUGCAGGCAGCACGGGAGGAAACUGCAAGAGGAAGAAUAUGCGCCAACAAACAUUCGAGGCCAUUGCUGAAGUCAUGGGCAAGCACGGCGCAUUGAUGGCUGACACAGUUGAGGGGGCCAGCAAGCGACAGUGUUCCAUUCUGGAGCGGCAGUGCGACAUUCUCGAGCGUGAGGUUGAAGCCCAGCGGCGGCACUACGAGGCGUCCGACGAGGCUAACAGGUACCGAAUGUGGCAAGCGCGGCUCUCCACGGCGUCGCCAGCACUGGGGGGAAAGGCGAGAAGAGGGUACCCUCGAGGAGGCAAGAAGGAAAGAGCAGACGACGGACCGUACUCCGAUAGCCGCUGCCGACGACGACGAGCCACUCGCGAAGCGGAAGAAAAGAUCACGGCAGGAGGACGACUUGGACGCAAAGUCCAAGCUGUGGACGGGCGGAAAGACAUUCUGGGGUCCCCUUCCAGAGCCGAUGCUUUCGCCCGCGCGGAGUCGUAUGUGUUAGUGGACUACCCGACAGAUCUGGCGAUAGUAGUCUGGCAGUCCCUGGAGUGGUCGAUGGUGGUUACUCCCAGCGUUGUUUAUCACACUCUCGCCCUGAGGAUGGACAUUCCGUUUUGGUAUGUAGGGGCGUACAUCCAUAAUAGGUCGGAGGACGAUGCCAUGGCUGCCCUUCAGGAGUCCACGGACUUGCAUUUGGCAUCUUGCUUCCAAGAUGUGCUCUGCGGCGGCCAGUGGUCCAAGAACAGGAAGAUGUCCCAGUCCAGGCUGAAUAGAAUCGGGAACGCCUUCCGCCUUCUUCUCGCCGCCAACAUGUGGAUCAUGCGCAUGGGUGGCGACGACGCCCGUUCUCACUACGAGGCCUCGUACUACUCGCAGCUCGUCAUGAAGCCUACACUGCUGGCAGCAGGGUCGCAAGCAUUUAACUGGCGCAGGCAUAUCGUGGAGUAUGCGAAUGCGGUAUUGUAUCGCCUUGGAAACCCGCCCGUGACAUUGGGUAUAUUUCCCAACUACAUCCCAGAAAUGGCGGCUUGCGGAAUCAGGUUCAACUACAAUGCCUGGUUGGCGGAACCUGACAUGGCGGCAAGGAUGGAUUGGUUGGGGACAGGACCUCUCGCCGACGAAACGAAGGAUGGUGGAGACGAUGACGAUGGAGCCUCAUGGAGGGUCGUGAGAAUCGUCGUAGUGCCACCUCCUCGCCUUGUCCGCAUGCGGAGCGGAAGGUCCCCCAGUUGAUGGCGCCGCAUCCGCCGUCCUUUGUCCUUCGUCCGCAGAGAGAGAGAGAGAGAGAGAGAGAGAGAGAGAGAGAGAGAGA
Messenger RNA from Chara braunii, 1505 nucleotides. Lineage: Eukaryota; Viridiplantae; Streptophyta; Charophyceae; Charales; Characeae. The record is from the annotation of a GenBank genome assembly.